AUAAUAGCAGCGCUGUAUACGGGAAGUCGAGUUAAUAAUACAAUACAAUUUGGAGUACGCGCUUUUAUUAGUAUAAUAUUCUUAUUAAUUUUUUCAGCUUAUGGAAGUUUAAUAGCGAUUAUAUUUAGUAUAAUAGGCAAAAGAGGGUUAAUUAAUUUUGUUACAGCAAGGACUUACGGAUAUUUUGCUAGUACUGCUGUAGGCAUUUCUUUUAAAGUACAAGGUGAAGAAUAUUUAAAUACACGACCUGCCAUCUUCAUAUGUAACCAUCAAGCUGCUGUUGAUCUACUAGUGUUGGGAAGGAUAUUUCCUAAACAUUGUGUGGUUGUUGGUAAAGCUUCUUUGAGAUUUAUUCCUCUUCUUGGAAUGUUCAUGUCACUUGGUCAUGCGGUAUUUCUUGAUCGAAAAAAUCAUGGUAGUGCAGUACAAGCGUUAACAAAUGCUGCAGAAGAAAUAAAGAAACAAAACACAAGUGUAUUUAUAUUUCCCGAAGGUACAAGAGCAAGAUUACAAGAAGCAGAUUUAUUAUUAUUUAAAAAAGGAGCUUUUCAUAUGGCUGUACAAGCAAAAAUUCCGAUUGUACCUAUUGUGGUUGCUAAUUAUAGCGAUAAUUAUAAUUCAAAACGUAAAAUAUUUCGUGGUGGUGAAAUUAACAUCAAAGUGUUACCGCCGAUUGAUGUAUCAAAUAUUAGUAUAGACCAAAUAGAUACAUUAACAAAUUCUACGCGUGAAUUAAUGUUGAAAACAUUAAAGGAGAUAUCU
Messenger RNA from Rhizophagus irregularis DAOM 181602=DAOM 197198, 762 nucleotides. RefSeq lists its product as uncharacterized. Gene Ontology annotation, biological process: phosphatidic acid biosynthetic process. Gene Ontology annotation, cellular component: membrane; endoplasmic reticulum. Lineage: Eukaryota; Fungi; Glomeromycota; Glomeromycetes; Glomerales; Glomeraceae. The record is from RefSeq and is a predicted model, not a curated record. Gene Ontology annotation, molecular function: 1-acylglycerol-3-phosphate O-acyltransferase activity.